AUGGCUGAAAUGAUUGGCAAACCAUUCAUCCAAGAUUUAACUAAUGUGCUAUGGUACAUAGAUGGAUGUAAUAGUAAUACAUUCACUCAACGAUACAACUUACUAAAAGUCUUUGAAGACUUCAUGGGAUAUAACAAUCCACAACAUUAUAAAUAUCUCUCCAAAUAUGCAGAAUAUCUUGCCUACAAGCAUAUAGAGACAUCUCAAAACCAAGAAUUUAAUCAAUCUAUAAUUAAUGAAUAUGAUAAUGGAGAACUAAAAAUAUUCAAAGCAAAUGAUAAAUAUAAACUGGAAAAUAUAAUAAAAUAUAGAAACCUUUCCUUAGCAUUACAAGACAAACAAUACUGGCAACCAAUUUUGGCUGAUAAUUUUUGCUCUUCAAUAUCACAUCUUAAGAAAGGAAUAAUCAAGAGCUUGCAACCUACAAAAAUUAUUAUGCAAGAUAUUUUUGAACGAUUGAAACUCAAAGGAGAAAGUUUUUCCAUAUUUGAAUCAGUGACAGAGCAAGAGAUUGAAUAUUUGUGGAAGUCAGUACUUGAAAUAGAUGAUUUAUUAGUACCUAAAAAUACAUCUAGAAAGCACAUUGAAAAUAAGAUCAAAAAUUUUCUCAAAAAUUUUAUAGAAACAAUUGAUUACACAUGUGGUAUAAUGUUCUAUAGAAUUUCAGACCUUACCAAAGCCAGUUCACUAUUAGAUCUAAACGACAAUAAUCAAGCAAUAAGUAUUAAUACAAAUGACGAUAGUGAUAAUAAUAUCGAUAGUAUGGAAGAUAAUACUAAUGAAUCACCUGUAGAACAAUCUGAUGAAUCACCUGUAGAACAAUCUGAUAAAUCACCUGUAGAACAACCUGAUGAAUCACCUGUAGAACAACCCAAUGAAUCGCCUGUAGAACAGCCUAAUGAAUCAUCUGUAGAACAAAAUAUGAAUAACGAUCUGCUAUCCUUAGAAACAUUGUUUAAACACAU
Racocetra fulgida is the source of this 965-nucleotide messenger RNA. The record is from the annotation of a GenBank genome assembly. NCBI's taxonomy places the organism in Eukaryota, Fungi, Glomeromycota, Glomeromycetes, Diversisporales, Gigasporaceae.